AUGUACACGGGGGCAGCUCCGGCUCAGAACGAUGGCAAGACUGCCUACGCACUCACAGUCAAGAACUCAAGUCCGGAUUCUUCUGAGAAAACCCCGCAGAUCGCCUACACCGUCAACAACGUCACGGCGAAACCGAACGCCGAUGGCUCGCGGACGAUUCACUUCGGUGGCGGCGAUACCACUGCGGUGAACUACCUGCCGAUCAUGCCAGGAUGGAAUUACCUAUUCCGGAUGUGGUAUCGCUCGCAACAAGCUGUUCUGGACAACAGCUGGAAAGUGCCACGACGCAGCGCAGCAGGCAACGCCCACCUCCUCGAUUGGACUAAGCGGGCGCUCAACUUUUCAGCAGUGGUUUCUUUAGGGCGAUUUGUCGAAGAUCGUCACGGAGCCGAUUGCUGGCAAACAUG
This is a messenger RNA of Mesorhabditis spiculigera, 407 nucleotides long. The record is from the annotation of a GenBank genome assembly. NCBI's taxonomy places the organism in Eukaryota, Metazoa, Nematoda, Chromadorea, Rhabditida, Rhabditidae.